AUGAAGGACGUCUUGGCUUUAGCGAAGUUACUGAUGGCCUGCGCAGUGAUGGCGUCGCUUGGUGUCUUUCCCUCCGCCACUCACGUCCAGCUGUGGUACCCUGUGCAGGUGUCAGAAGUCACGCUGCAGGCCGAGUCAUCUCGUAUUUUGCCAGCUGCAACCACACUAAUCUGCACCAUGAGAGCCACCCACGACCCUCGCGUGAACCUCGUGUGUCCGUACGAAGUCUGUGCCCACCACAGCCUCACCAUCUGGGCACCACACGAAGACUCAGCUGAGGGGCCCACCGUCUCCUGCUUCACUAGAUUUUCAUGGGAAGCGAAUGAAGGGAACAGUGAUCAACAGGCAUGCCAAGGCUGUUCAAGUGAUGAAACCACCGUCACCUCGACCGGCAUUUCCACCACGACUCCCACGACCACCACGACGGUGGAGUGGAGCGAUAUCUACUAUGAAGAGUCGAGAUGGAACUGGAUGACUGCCCGGAGUAACUGUAGGAACAGAGGCGGAGACCUGCUAGUGACUGAUGACAUCCAUGGGCUAUGGCAGUACAUAGACCAGAAUUUUGGAGGGGAUGGCCAGGCAUGGAGAGUGCUGCCGCUGGUGCCCGAGGUUGCCGAAUAG
Portunus trituberculatus (swimming crab) is the source of this 621-nucleotide messenger RNA. RefSeq lists its product as uncharacterized. The transcript has 3 exons. Lineage: Eukaryota; Metazoa; Arthropoda; Malacostraca; Decapoda; Portunidae. Bases 1 to 621 code for a protein of 206 amino acids. The record is from RefSeq and is a predicted model, not a curated record.